UUGAUUUUCAAAAUAAUCUGUCAUUCUUAUUCAACACUUUAGUAGACCCCACUCUCUCCUCAUUCCACCAUUUUCAUCUUCAAACUCGACAUUAAAACCUUCAAUAAUUUCACCGAUCGAUCCAAUUUCAUUCAAUCACAACUCCAUUCAGAAUCGCAGACAAUCCGAAAACAAGUGAUGCAGUGAAAAAUUAAAAGGGGAAGAUGACUUAUGAUACUUUGAUAUCUCCACCGGCAUCAGCAAUUAGUCCGGCUGUGUCUCUUGCUAAAUCCGAUAGUUCCGUUUCUUAUUACAAUGAUGAUUAUCUUGCGGAUGUUUCCUCAUAUGAAAGGUCCCUAAAAUACAGAUCAAACAGCGAAAAUUUUAGCUUACAUCAGCACCAGCCAUAUUUAGGGUACGGGGUGAUUGAUUCUCAUAUUUGGUUUCCUCCUGAACCGGAGGAUGAAGAGGAUGAUAUUGAAGGAAGUUUUGCUACCUAUGAAGAUGAUGAUGAUGAAGAGUAUGGUGAUGGAAUGAAAUGGGGAAAGCCGAGUAAUCUUAGCAGCUUUGGAAAAGAAGGAAGCACGAGUUUCAUGUUUAGAGAUGAAACAAGAAAAGCGAUGAAUGAGGUUAUGAACGGAAAGUUUAAGGCACUUGUGGAGAAUCUUCUUGAAUCUAUGGGACUUUCUAGUAAUGGAAAUGACAGUGAAUCGUGGGUUGAUAUAGUUACAGCUUUGUCGUGGGAUGCUGCCUCGUAUUUGAGGCCAGAUGCUUUUGAGGGAAAAGAAAUGGAUCCUGAUGGAUAUGUGAAAGUUAAAUGUAUUGCUACGGGUACUCGAACCCAAAGUGAAGUUUUCAAAGGAUUGGUCUUUAAAAAGCAUGCAGCUCACAAGCACAUGCCAACUGAGUAUAGAAAGCCCAAGUUGCUAUUGAUUAGGGGUGCACUUAGUGUUUCUUCUGAUGGAUUGUCCUCGUUUGAUACAAUGAAACAGGAGGCGGAUAGAGUAGAUUCUCUUAUCGGGAUUAUAGAGAAGAUGAAUCCAAAUGUGGUUCUAGUUGAGAAAACUGUUUCCCGUGAUAUUCAAGAGUCUAUCCUUGCAAAAGGCAUGACACUAGUUUUAGAAAUGAAGCAACAUCGCUUGGAGAGAGUUGCCCGCUGCACCGGCUCACCAAUCUUGUCCUCAGAUAAUUUGAUUGCCCAAAAUCUGUUACAGUGUGAAUCAUUUUAUUUUGAGAAGAUUGUCGAAGAACAUGCUGGUCUUUCUGAAAAUGGAAAAAAGUCAAAGAAGACCUUAAUGUUUCUCAAGGGAUGUCCCACACGAAUGGGAUUUACGAUUUUGCUAAAGGGAUCUCACAGUGAUGAACUCAAAAGAGUUAAAUGUGUUGUUCAGUUUGCUGUUAUAAUGGCAUAUCAUUUGAUCCUAGAGAAUUCAUUCAUUUUAAAUCAACGGGCAAUGUUCUCCACGACUGCGCCUAAUGGAAUGGCUAUCUUUUCAAACAAAGAUAAAGAGAUCACUCCAUCUGUUAUCAAUCAACCUCUGUAUGAUAAUCUCGAUGAUCCAAAUGUUCCAAUAACUAAUGAUUCCAGUUCUGAUACUGAUCUGAUAAGUACUGUUGAUAUUCCCAUCUCCAAUGGUUCAGAUGAAAAUGAAUCUGACAACUUAGGUCUAGAAGGGUCUACUUUAUCAUCAUAUGAGCCAUAUGACCCUAUUGUUCUAUCUGGUUUAUCUUCACUCUCAUCCUCGUGGCAGAAAGUUGUUGGGUUUCCACUUUUUGAUACGGCUCAUCAGAGUAUGUCUGCAUACCUUGGAUACAAUGGCGUGAACACAAAUAAGCAUACUCAGGCCUCUGUUAAUGAGUUGAGUUCUCCAGAGGCUGUUGAGACUGAUGGUAGCGAAGUUAAAGUUGAUCUUAGUCAAGCAGAUACACAUGAAAAUGGCCAUAUUUAUUCUUCGGCAACAUUAAGAAACUCCUCAUCUGAAGCACGAGAAACUGAAGAGCACUUGCAACGUAAAAAUGACAUCAGUGCCGUUUUCGAUUCAGAAAGUAUAUUGGUUUUGAUGUCUAGAAGGAAUGUGAUAAGAGGGACUACUUGUAAGCAAAGUUCUUUUUCAUGUAUCAAGUUCUACAGACAUUUUGAUGUUCCUCUUGGAAAGUUUUUGCGGGAUAACCUACUCAAUCAGAAACUCAAGUGUGGAACUUGUAAUGAACUGCCAGAAGCUCAUACUCACUACUAUGCACAUUACAAUAUGCAACUCACUAUUCAAGUCAAACGUCUUCCUUUAGAUAAGCACUUGACUGGUGAAACUGAAGGAAAGAUUUGGAUGUGGAGUUGUUGUGGUCAAUGUAAACCCUCGAAUGGAAGUUUAAAGUCUACCAAAAGAGUACUGCUUUCCAUUGUUGCUCGUGGUUUAUCCUUUGGGAAGUUCUUAGAACUCGGACUCUCAAACCAUACUUCAUGGAAAAUACCAUCUACCUGCGGACAUUCCUUUUAUAGAGACUACCUUCACUUCUUUGGGUUAGGUUCCAUGGUUGCAAUGUUUAGAUAUUCUACAGUAGAGACUUACUCUGUAUCUCUCCCUCCAUGGAGGGUUGAAUUUAGAAAUUCAAUCGAAGGAAAUUUUCUAAAAGAAGAAACUGAUGAGGUUCUCCGAGAAGUGCAUUCUGUAUUUUCUGAGGUUGAAAACUCGCUGAAGAAGAUGGAAAAUGAGUUUGUUGGAAUGAUGCUAAAUCUUCAAGGUUCAUCAAAAAGAUUCUGUGACAUCAAAGAGAUGUUAAAGCAAGAGCAAGAUCAAUUUCAGGUUGACAUGGAGAACCUCCUUACAAGCACUAACGAUGUGUCUGUGAACAGAUGGUUGCACAAGCCUCUCUACUUGAAUCUUAUACAGUGGGAGCUAUUUCUUCAUUCGUACAUCUGGGAUGAACGUCUUUAUUCGCUUCUUUCAUCUGAUCUUAGAGUAACCAACCCUCAAACUAGUCACCAUUCUCUGGAAACUGAAUCGAAUUUUGAAGAUAACGACACUACUGAACCUGUUCAAAGUGGUGAAUCAGUUUCUGAUAAUAUUGUUGAUGUGGAAACCAUGACAACAGAAGAAGGCAAUAGUGUUCCGAUUGAAGUAAUAUCAACUGAAGGUAAUGAUGGAAAUGUUGACCAAGAUGAUCCUAAUGUAUCUACUCAAACUUUAUCAACCUCAGCAGAUCCUAAUGGAUGGAUGUGGACUCCAAUCUCACAAAUUCAAAAUUUCCAUUUAAGUGAUCUCCGAAAAGGAUACUUGCCAAAACAUGAACCCACCCGUAACACACCAGGGUCUGCCGUAUGCAAAAUAUUUACAAAAGUGGUCUCGCAGCUUCAUUAUCCAUUAGCUACGAGCAAUCACUUAGUAUCGGUUUAUGAAGACGAAUUAUCUAGUAUGAUUGCAUGUGCCCUAGCUUUUAUACAAGACGGGAAUAUUUCAUCGGCAGAUAUGAAUGAUGAUCUUUCAUCUGAAAAUUUGCAAAAUAUUUCACCUUUAAGUUCCACGAAUUGGUCCUUUUUCACCUCCAUGGAUACUGAUAGUUCUUCACUUGGACGUUCAUCAGAUGAAUCACGGUUUUCUAGCUUUGAUGGGUUAGACUAUUCGGAUUCUGUUACUUCUUCGAGGCAUAUUCAUAAAGUGAUUUCUAUGGGAAGAUUAAAUAAAAAACCUGAAAAUUCAGUGGCUUGUGUAUGUGCUAGAGAGUUCGUAAAUCUUCGUGGUCAAUGUGGUUUAUCAGAAUUAGAUUAUAUUUCUUCAUUAAGCCAUUGUAAACACUGGGAUGCAAAAGGAGGAAAGAGUAAAUCUUUCUUCGCUAAAACUCUUGAUGACCGGUUCAUUAUAAAGGAAAUUAAAAAUCCAGAGUUUCUAUCUUUUCUUGGAUUUGCUUCACAGUAUUUUGCUUACAUGAACCAGUGCUUUAAUUCAGGAAAUCAGACAUGCCUUGCAAAAAUUUUUGGUGUUUAUCAGGUGAAGAACAUGAAAAGCGGGGUAAAACAUGAUCUAAUGGUGAUGGAGAAUAUUAGUUAUGGCAGAAAGUUUACCAAACAGUAUGAUCUGAAAGGAGCUCUGCAUGCUCGUUUCAUUGCUGCUGCUGUUGGUGGCGUAGGAGAUGUUCUUCUAGACCAAAACUUUGUAAAUGACAUGAACAAUUCUCCUUUGUAUGUUAAUAGAAGAGCAAAGCGGAACUUGCAACGUGCUGUAUGGAAUGAUACGGUUUUUCUCGAAUCAAUCAAAGUCAUGGAUUAUUCGUUGUUGGUUGGAGUGGAUGCAGAACAGAAGGAACUUGUAUGUGGGAUAAUCGAUUAUCUUAGACAAUAUACCUGGGACAAACAAUUAGAAAACAAGGUCAAAUCCUUCGUUGUUCCAAAGAACCAGAUGCCAACUAUAAUCUCUCCAAUAGAAUACAAAAAGAGAUUCAAGAAGUUCAUGGACACUCACUUUUUCAGUGUUCCGGAUGAUUGGUGCUCUCAAAGAUCGUCUAAUCGUUGCAGCCUCUGUCGUGUGGGUUCUCAUGAAAAUUCUCAAGAACUCGACCAUGAUGAUCACGAGGAGUAAAUCCUUUGAGGGCUAUUUUUUAAAAUUGAAUUUUGAAUACAUAAUAUGGUGUACAUAUAUGAUCAUUAAAUGCCAUCAAUGAUCUCACCAUACCCCCCAUGUACUUACGCACCUUUUUAGCAAUUUUCUGGGGAUAUAUAGUGCUCCAAAUUGAUAGGUAUACAGAUGCAUAUAUUAUCAUUAUAUUGUACAAAUGCUAUCUUUGAUGAGUUAUGUGUUUGUUUGCAAUGAAUGAUGGAAGGUUGUGGCAA
Molecule: messenger RNA, 4801 nt
Organism: Erigeron canadensis
Lineage: Eukaryota; Viridiplantae; Streptophyta; Magnoliopsida; Asterales; Asteraceae
Product: putative 1-phosphatidylinositol-3-phosphate 5-kinase FAB1D
Exons: 13
Coding region: 204-4550 (1448 amino acids)
Biological process (GO): phosphatidylinositol phosphate biosynthetic process
Cellular component (GO): endosome membrane
Molecular function (GO): 1-phosphatidylinositol-3-phosphate 5-kinase activity; ATP binding
Source: RefSeq, a predicted model, not a curated record